AUGGACUCUGCUACUGCGCUCAUAUCCAAGCUGCAGACCCUCGCUUCGAGGCUCAGCAAUGAGGAAGAUCGUGAUGCGCGAAAGGAGUGCUUGCAGAUAAGCAAGGCCCUCACGGCGCAGCUCGAGGAGCCAGAGAAUGUAGCCGUCGACAUGAUCUUUUCUCCCAUGAUUGCCGUCAGUGCUCGAAUUGCAGUUGAUUUGAACCUUUUUGCUCUCAUUGCAAAGGAAGAGCCCGUCACUUCGGCUAAGCUCGCUGAGCUGUCUGGCGCAGAAGAGCUGUUGAUAAUACGCAUUCUACGGCCUCUCUCUGCCAUCCAUUUUGUCGAAGAAGUGGCGCCAAAGACAUGGAAGGCCACUCGUAUCACCCACGCCAUGGCUAUCGAGGGAAUAGCUGCCGGUCAUCGAAUGAUUUCGCGAUUUGUCGUUAUCUCAAUGCAAAGUGCGCCGGCCUACCUGAAGAAGCAUGGCUAUGCCUGUCCAACCGAUCCCAAAGAUGGGUUAAUGCAGUAUGCCUUCAACUCCAAGUUGAGUGCUUUUGAGCAGGUGACGUCCGAUCCAGCUUUACUCAAGGACUUCAACACCUUCAUGGGCAGUACCAUGGGUGCUAGGAGGUACUGGGUGGACUGGUACCCCGUCCAAGACCGAAUUAUCGAUGGAGCAUCUCCCGACAAGGCCCUACUUGUCGAUGUUGGAGCUGGAAAGGGCCAUGACUUGCUAGCAUUCCAAGAAAAGUUCCCCAAUGCAGGCCGGUUGGUUCUGGAAGAUCUCGCAGCAGUUACUGAGACUCUGGACUCCUUGGAUCCGGCAAUUGAGAAAGUUCCGUACGACUUUUACACCGAACAGCCUGUUAUUGGUGCCAGAGUCUACUUUUACCAUCAUAUCCUCCACGACUGGUCGGACGCUUGCUGCCUUAAGAUCCUCGAGAAGGUCGUCGCAGCUAUGACCCCUGGAUACUCGAAGCUGCUGCUCCAUGAGAUGCUUGUUCUUGACCAGGCAGCCCCUCUAUUCCAGGCUGAGUUGGACAUGACCAUGAUGGCCUUCAAUGGAGGAAUGGAGCGGACAAAGGAUCAGUGGACUGCGCUGCUCGAGAAGGCUGGUCUCAAAGUAGUCCAGUUCUGGGACCCAGUUGACGAAGGUGGUGAUGGCAUCGUCGAAGCUAUGAAGGCAUAA
Messenger RNA from Trichophyton benhamiae CBS 112371, 1170 nucleotides. RefSeq names its product O-methyltransferase, putative. The record is from RefSeq and is a predicted model, not a curated record. The coding region runs from base 1 to 1170 and encodes 389 amino acids. The transcript is spliced from 5 exons. Lineage: Eukaryota; Fungi; Ascomycota; Eurotiomycetes; Onygenales; Arthrodermataceae. Gene Ontology annotation, molecular function: O-methyltransferase activity.